AUGCCUAUUUCACAACGUCUAUGGGUUGAUAAUUCAAUAGAUUUUAUAUUAAGUCCGCCACGACCACAGAGGAGCUGAGUCUAUUUUUGUGGCUGUUGAUAGAUUUUGUGGCACACUUUAUUAUAUAUAAGAAAACAAGUGAUGCAAGUCAAGUAGUCAAUCACUUUUUUAAAGAAACUGCUUGUCUACAUAGAAUUCCUUAGUCAAUUAACUCUGAUAGAGAUUCUAGGUUUAUAUCUCACUUUUGACAAUCUUUUUGGAAGAGGUUUGACACAUUUCUGAAAUUCAGGACUACUACUCACCCACAAAUUGAUGACCAAACUGAAGUUCUAAAUAGAACUCUGGGCAAUUUGAUUCAUUGUAUUUCAGGAGAAAAGCUAAAACAAUGAGAUUAUGCUUUGGCACAAACAAAAUUUACAUAUAAUUCGAUGAUUAAUCAUUCGACUAAUCAAUCUCUUUUUUCAGUGGUAUAUUAUUUUCGUCCAAGAAUUAUAUUAAAUUUAUUACAAGUACCAAGAUCAGUUGGAACUAAUAGUGCUGUAAAUAAUGUGAUAGAUCAUAUCAAAACACUUAAAAAGUGUGAUACACAAUCUCACAAUUAAUUCUUAGAAAAUAUAAAGCAGCAGCAGAUAAGAAAAGAAGAUAUUUGAAGUUGGAGACAGAGUGAUGGUGUACCUUUGUAAAGAAUGAUUUCCAGCAGGUAGGUAAAAUAAGUUGAAGCUGAAGAAAUAUAGAUCAUAUCAAGUUCUACAGAAGAUCAAUGACAAUGCAUACCUCAUUGAGCUCUUACCAAAUAUGAGUAUUUCACCCACAUUCAAUAUUAGUGAUAUAUAUGAGUACUACAAUGAUUCAAAUGAAGACUCGAUGAUGACUUUUCUUGAAGGAGGAAAUAUUGAUGUAGCCGAAGAUACAAGUUGAAGUGUCAACUUUUAAUUUAGGCUCACUUAUCUUGAAUUUGGGUAAUAAAGUGAAAGUUGCAAGAAAAUGAGCCCACAUAUGUCACCAAUAAGCUGGAGGUUUGAAUUUUGGCCCACUUUAUGUCCUCUCACUUCUAGAAGGUACUUUAUGUCUCAUUCCUUUUAGAAGAGACUUUAAUGUGAUUCAGUCUGUAUCUAAGAUCUAUUCAGGAUUUCUAAUUGUUAGAUUCUGUAUCUAAGAUCUGCUCAGGGUCUCUCACUGUCAGAGUCUGCUUUAAGUCAUGUCAGAGUUUUUUAAAAAGAUUUAUCUAAGAUCUCAGUCUGUUAGAGUCUACUUUAAAUCAUUUCAGAGUUAGUCAAACUCUGUCCCUAAGAUCUGUCAGGAUCCUUUUUUUGGGGGCGCCCAACCUCUUUUCUAAGCCUAUAUAAAGGCCCUCAUUGUAACAUGUGGUACUCACUUCUUGCUGUGAGAACCUCUCCUUCUUGCUUGUGGAUUCAGGCACCCCCUUGUGGAUUUAAGGGUUGAAGACUCUGAAUCUGUGAAUUUAAAUGCAGUCAAUAUUGCAGUCAACCUCUCCUUCCCCAAGAUUGGAGCUUUGUGGAUUUAAGCCCAUAUCUUGUUUAUCUUCCGUGUUACUAUUGUGUCAAUAUUUGGGAAUACUACUUGAUUCAAUGAAAAUUUAUUUUAUUUAUUGACGAUCAAACUUUGAAAUCAGUCAAUAGUCAGACCACUAUCAACAGAAUGUAUGUUAGAUGGAUUUCAUUUAUUUAAAAGUUUUCUUUUAUGAUAAAGCACAAAUUAGAAAAAUGAAACAAAGUGGUUGAUGCACUAAGUCAAAAAUCAGUAUUUCUGAUUACGAUGAGAGGAGAAGUUAAUGGUUUUGAAUAUUGACAGAACUCUAUGCAAGAGAUGAAGAUUUUUUUGAAUAUUAUCUGUGUAAACAAGGCAAACCAUCUAAACAAGUUGACUUAUUUAUAAAUAUUAGGUUUGUCAAACCUACAAGAAAGAAAGUCAAAAUACUGGACUAUACACUCCAUUGCUUAUUCCACAAUAUCCAUGGGCUGAUAUUUUAUUGAAUUUUAUAUUAGGUCUGUUGCGAACAUAGAGAGUAGCUGACUUAGUUUUUGUGGUUGUUGAUAGAUUUUCAAAAAUAGUAAACUUCAUUGCAUGUAAAAAGAUAAAUGAUGCAAGUCAAGUAGUCCUUUCUAGCGAACUCUUUAGAAGAGGUUUGACACAUUUUUGAAAUUCAGUAGUACUAGUCACCCACAAACUGAUGGCCAAACUGAAGUUGUGAAUAAAACUCUAGGCAUAUUAAUUCAUUAUAUUUCUGGAGAAAAACUAAAUUAAUAGGAUUAUGCUUUGGCACAAGUGGAGUUUGCAUAUAACUUGAUAAUUAAUCCUUACCACAGUGUGUAACGUCAACACCAAACUGCCAUGAUCUGACUAAUAUCAUGUGACAAGUAUGCAUGUCAACAACCUUAUAUUACACGUCAUCAUAAUAAGUCUUACGAAUUGAAAUUUUGAUUAGAUAGGUCUCUGAAACUUUAGUUUCUAGUUCAUUCUUGAUCCAACCAAUUCAAUAUAGAUGAGGGUGUGGGCUUGUCUACAUUAGACAAACUCUGACAGAUUGAGAUCUUAGACAGAUCCUUUAAAAAUACUAUGACUAACUCUGAAAUGACCUAAAUCAGAUUCUGACAGUCAGAGAUCUUGAGCAGAUCUUAGGUAUAGACUCUAAUAGUCAAAGAUCCUAAAGAGAUCUUAGGUACAAACUGUACCACAUUAAAGUCUCUUCUAGAAGGAAUGAGACAUAAAAUACAUUCGAGAAGUAAAAUGACAUAAAGUGGGCCCAAAUGCAGACCUCCAGCUCACUAGUGACAUAUGUGAGCUCAUUUUCUUGCACUUUUCACUUUAUGGCCCAAAUUCAUGAUAAAUGGGCCUAAAUUCGAAGUUGACAUUUCAACUUGUGUCUUGGGCUACAUCAGAUCCUCACUUUUUAGUUGAAUCAGUUUUCUCUAUUGUGAGAAUCUUUUCCUCUUGCUUGUGGACUCAGGUACCCCCUUAUAGAUUCACAGGUUGAAGACUCUGAAUCUGUGGAUUCAGAGGCAGGUUUCUUUCUUAAGAUUAGAGCUUUGUAG
Messenger RNA from Spirodela intermedia, 3053 nucleotides. The record is from the annotation of a GenBank genome assembly. NCBI's taxonomy places the organism in Eukaryota, Viridiplantae, Streptophyta, Magnoliopsida, Alismatales, Araceae.